This is a messenger RNA of Daldinia caldariorum, 5506 nucleotides long. RefSeq lists its product as uncharacterized. Bases 705 to 5006 code for a protein of 1433 amino acids. Gene Ontology annotation, biological process: carbohydrate metabolic process. Gene Ontology annotation, molecular function: chitin binding; hydrolase activity, hydrolyzing O-glycosyl compounds. The transcript has 8 exons. The record is from RefSeq and is a predicted model, not a curated record. NCBI's taxonomy places the organism in Eukaryota, Fungi, Ascomycota, Sordariomycetes, Xylariales, Hypoxylaceae.
GUUACAACCGCGUUUUAAUCUCGCUUAGCAGUUAACAGCUAUCCAUAUGCUGCCAAUCCCCACAGGGCGAAACAGGGUUGCUAAGCAGUUGUCCUAAACUGCUUAUCGGGCAGGAGUCCUACUCCGCGCGUCCAAUCAAUCAAGUUGCCAAUAAUUCUCUUGGGCCAGAUAAUUCAAUCUUAACACUCCGGACGCCAAACGCCAACGCCAGGACAGUAGCAUUGGCUUAGUAGGAGCAUCAAGAUAAGGUGUAUAAAAAUCAAUGUAACAUCAGUCGGCGGACUAAGCUGACCGGCAGUUAAUAGCUUGAUAGUGGGCUUCCUUAUGGAUAGAACUUUUGUAAGACCAAAUCUUAUACCAAGCUCCGACGCGUGACCCUUAUACGGCUGCUAUGCUUGACAAGGAUGGUUCAAAGGCGCGUGGCAGUAUUAUGAUCCCAUUGCAAAGGGAAAAGCCACGCCUAGAUCUUGAUAUUCGCAAAGCUGCAUCUAAACGUCCUUGCAACUCCAUGGAGCCGGCUCACGUUCAGGGAUGCUUGGAUAUAGAUGGAACCUUGUAGUGAUGAAAAAUUCUACAAGGCACAUGCAGUCAGCAUCAUCCCGAAGAGGACACUAAGAUGGCUGUGGUCGUAGAUGAGACGGGCUACACAAAUAUAUCAGCCAUGACUUUCGUCCCAAUGACCACCCAGAUUGACAAGCUUCAAGAUGGUCUUUCAAGUGCCUAGUCGUGGCGGCGGAGCCAGCAAGAUGGCCCAGUGGACGGCUAUGAGCCUCAACUUUGUUCAUCUGUUUAUCUUUUGUGCUUUCUUCCCAACUCUUUCUACCACUACUCCAGUGUCAUUUGUCAAUAAGCCUUGUCCUGUUCCUUGCGAUGACAACCCCCCUGAGCUAUGGACGACAUAUCACGACCUGCUUGACCUCAACGCAUGUGCAGGCACGGUACUGUUUCAAACACACUUGUACAAUGGCCUGGAAGAUCCCAAAGUAGGGACGUUUUUCCGCUCGUGCAUGGCAUCCCAAGCUCCGCAGCCUAAGGGUGAUAAUGCGGGCCGGAUCGCAAAAAAGCGCAAGCGACAGUUCUUAUCGUUCAACACCACCGCACCUCGGUCUGAAAAAGUACAGGUGGUGUCGGGUGAAGGAUCGCGAGAGCUUUCGAUCGAAGAUGUGCAAUCGGCUCUGACAAGCCUCAGUGCUUAUAUCGAUAGCCACGCUACCGACGAAGACUCUCCGCAACUGCCGAUGCUCGCUACCUACGCCAAAAGAGGCAAUGUCUUCGUUGGCACGUAUGUGGGAAUGCAAGUGGAAAGACAUGCUGCGGCUACGGUGGUCGCUACUUUCUCAAAGCAGUUCUCCCCCACCACCAUUGCCGCUCAAGCUUGUGGUUCCCCUGAAUACAACAAGACCACUUCUCUUCAGGUCUUUGGCAUCGUUGUGGACUCGGAUGCUAGCUUGGUACAGAAAACUCUUCGCGACUGGCACGAGGCCAGGUGUCUUAGCAGCGGCCAACUGCUUGAAGACGCGACCAUAGACUUCGUGUCCGGCGCUCUUAUACCCGUUUCACCACAGAAGCCAGAAAGUUUACAGGGACGAGAUUCGGAGCUUAGACCACGUGCAACGUGCAAAUACACCCAAGUAAUGUCCGGUGAUGGAUGCUGGGCUUUGGCAGAUCGAUGUGGCAUAACGCAAGCGCAGCUUGAAGCCUUCAAUGGCGGAAGCAGUUUCUGCACAAGUCCAAAUCCCAAGCUCGGGACAUACGCCUGUUGUUCUGCUGGAGAUCCACCAGACUUUUCUCCUCAACCAGGACCCGAUGGUACAUGCUACACCCACCUCGUGCAAGAGGGAGACACUUGCUGGAGUUUAGCCGAUGCCCACCAUACAACCAUCCAGGCUAUCGAGGAUAGCAACAAGAAAACAUGGGGCUGGGCGGGUUGCGAGGGCAUACAGUUAGGCAUGAACAUCUGCUUGGGUCGCGGGAACCCUCCAUUUCCUGCCAACUUACCAGACGCUAUAUGUGGUCCGCAGAUAAACGGUACAGAGAAACCUACUGAUUACACCAAAUGGCCGGGCCUGAACCCAUGCCCACUCAAUGCUUGUUGCGACGUCUGGGGUCAAUGUGGUGUUACGGCUGAGUUUUGUACCGAUACAAGAGCCUCCACCGGAAAUGAUGGCACACGAGGCGGACCGGGAGAGAAUGGCUGCAUCUCCAACUGCGGAACCAAGAUCGUGACAGGAUCUCCUCCAGCCAAGUUCGAGAGGGUAGGCUACUACGAGGCCUUCAACAUCGACAGGUCCUGCAAUACCAUGCGAGUCGGUUCCAUUCCUUCCGAGUAUACCAUUGUACACUGGGCCUUCGCGGAUCUGACCAGAAGUUAUGAUGUGAGGAUCAGUCCAUACGAAAAAGACUGGGCUGCUUUCACAAAAUCUACCGGGUAUAAGAAGGUUGUCUCAUUCGGUGGCUGGGCCUUCUCAACGCAAGCCACUACUUUUGACAUUUUUCGAAAGGGAGUCGGUGCCGAUCAACGGGAGACGUUCGCGAACAAGGUUGUCGAGUUCGUUUCAGCAAAUAAUCUUGAUGGCGUUGACUUCGACUGGGAGUACCCCAGUGCACCGGAUGAUCAAGGAGAAGGACUCCCCCUGGCUGGGCCUGAGGAUGCGAAAAACUAUCUGGAAUUCCUUCGUCUCGUUAAACAAAAGCUCCCAAGCGGGAAAACGGUGUCUAUCGCCGCGCCUGCCUCGUUUUGGUACUUGAAGGCCUUUCCUAUAGAUGGCAUCGGAGAAGUUGUCGACUACAUUAUUUAUAUGACUUAUGAUCUGCAUGGGCAGUGGGACUACGGCAAUUCACACACGUCACCUGAUUGCCCUAAGGGCGAUUGUCUACGAAGCCAUAUCAACCGGACCGAGACGGAAACUGCACUAUCCAUGAUUACAAAGGCUGGUGUACCUGCGAAAAAGGUGUUUGUCGGGCAGGCGAUGUACGGUCGAAGUUUUAAGAUGACUACCCCUGGCUGUUGGCAAGAGGGCUGCACAUUCGUCGGUCCGGUUAGUGGUGCUAAACCUGGCCGCUGUACCGGUACUCCUGGAUAUAUUUCCAACCUAGAAAUCCGAGAGAUCAUCUCCAGCGGGCAGCACAAGAUACAGCAGGAACAUGACCCCAUUGCAGGCGACAUCUUGAUUUAUGACGACACCGAAUGGGUUUCUUGGUCGGAUGUCGCGUACUACAAUGAGCGCGCUGAUUGGGUUCGCGGUCUCGGUUUUGGCGGUUUAUCAGACUGGGCUAUUGAUCUCAACGUGACGGGUCCCGGCGGCGGGAGCCGUGCAUUGGACAACAUUGUCUAUAUUGAUCCUGUUGUCUAUACGAACCAGGACCCGCUGGUGCAAUGUAAACCGCCUUGUCUGAUCGUAAUGCCACCGUGGACAUUGCCUUACACCACAACCAUCUCUCGGCCGGCUGUCACGGAAACCUGGACGGACGAAUGGAGUUACGUCGUCACAAACCCUGGCGGAGUCACGUCUACGGAAUAUGUACAACAUGUCACAACUACCACCAUCACAAUCUCACCUGUGUCGACAACGGAAAUUCACGUGUCAAACUAUGAGUGGACCAACAGUAACGACCGAAGCUUUAAUCUGACAAGCAGUGUCCUUUUCCCUGGCAUCACACUUACUCAGGGUUCCACUGUAAUCACGAUAGACGGCAAAACAACCACUCUUACCGGCGUAACGUACACUUACUCACCUGGGGCGUGGCCACCACACACCAAAAACCCGUCCAGUUCGCCGGGUGCCACUACCACACCAACUACCACACCAAUACCGCUGCCACCACCACCUCCUCCUCCUACAGGCUGUAGCACAUGUCCCGGCCGCAUAACAGUCUCGUCGACAAGUGGCACUGCCAAACCUUCCUGCACCCCGCCUUGUACAAAGCCGGAAUUGGAUGACGACCACAAGGGCGAGGACAAUGACAACGAUGACGACGACGACGAUGACGAUGAUCACAGUGGUCGCGGUGGUGGUAGUAAUGGUAUUGUUCCUCCUUGCCUGGGCGUUGACUGCACGCCGUGCAUCUGGCCUCUACCAUGCUGCAUCGGUUUCUGCGGCGGCGGAGGUGGCGGUGGCGGCGGAGGUGGCGGUGGCGGCGGAGGUGGCGGUGGCGGCGGAGGCGGAAAUCCCAACGAUCCCACGAAAACUUGCUCAACAAAGACGGCCGUGACAGACUGCUCCGUCGCGUGCUCGGUGACACCGGACGGAGCUACGCUUUCGACCUCGUGUUACACCACAACAUGCAGUGAGACCUCGGUAUGCGAGUCUGUUGGUUCGACGACGACUUCGCGCACAACUUUGGCUUGCCCGUCAGUGCCAGAGUACACUCCCUGGUUUGGCAACCAAAAUCCUGCAGACUUGCAAGUCUUUAUCGGCGAUGGUGGUUUUGGAGGGUACAUCAUCGAGACGGGAACCUGGACUCCAGAUGGUGGUAGCAGCAGCAGCAGCAGCACAUCGACAAAGCCGUCAGCUACGCCCACCAGCAAACCCAAGACGCCGCUAGAGCGGGGACCCAUCAAAUGCUUCAACGAGGCCGACUUCCCCGGCCAUGCCGACCUUCAAUCUGGGGACCAGGACGAUUUCUCGACGGCUUUCAGCAAUCUGCGAUCCCAGAUGGGCGACGACGACUCUCUCGGGCCGGAUGGCCCGACCGUUACACUGCGCCGCACCGACCGCCACGGGGUCAAUUACGAUUUUUCUUGCAGCUGGGUUCCCGGCUGCGAAACCACGGUUGACAAGCAGAGUUUUGGCUUCCCGCUUGGCUCGCCCAGCCUGAUCACGGCGUAUUUGCUUGUUCGGGAGGAUUUCACUAAAUGUAAGUGGUCGUCCUCUCUCUUCCACCGCAGUCCCUUAUACCAUACCAGUCCUUGGACAUACAAAAUAAGGACUAACAGUUUUUUCUCUAGGCAACAACGGAGGUGUCGGUGGGUCAUGCCAGGCUGGAUGUUUGCUGUAUACGUUUGAGGGCGGGAGAGGUGACGAUCCAGGUGACGAUCAGUGUGGGGACUUUGACUGUCGCGGGUGUGGAUCGCCGUUCGAUGUUCCUGAGUGCCAGACGUGUUGCAAUGAUCUUUUCGGCAAUUUGGCGCUCGCUGGUAACGGCAGCACGAAUACCGGCCUCAGCAUUAUUGACAACGGGCUACCAUUCGGCAAUGAAAGUAUAGCACGAGCGGGAAGAGCGCGCUAUCUGUAAAAUAGGCAGAUGUUUCUCACGAUAGAAUAUUCAUAGCAAUUUCCAUCGACCCUUUGAUGAAGCUCUGCGCAGUAGGAACCAUUUGUAUUUACGUAGAAACCACUUUGUAGCUAACCUUUAUGAAAAAAAAGGAGUAAGCAUUUGAUACAAGAUGCGAUGAACUGGUAAUUAAAGCUUAUAUAUUUCCUCGGCUUUAAGCCGUUUUGAGCCUCCUUAAUGGAAAUAAAUACUUAAAGUUAUAUGGUUGAUAAUUUACUAAAAAAUUUCCAAG